AUGAUAUUAGCCACGUCGAAAUGUUUGAUAGAGACCACAGCUGAAUUAACCAAAGCCAUAAUGUGGAGGAAAAUGAGAUUGACCAUGAUAAGUUCCCAGCCAUCCUCCGAGGCCAACCCAAUCGGCACAGAGAAAACCAGCGAGUUGAGCACGAUACCGACAAACACUCCGAGCUCGAUUUUUCGAAUCUGGUGUGUGAACGGCAGCAGGAGUAGGAUAAAGAUGUAUGAUGAGAAGCUUCAACGGGUUAAUUUCUCCAUGGGGAGCAUUCCGCGCGAGCUGAACACCGACCAGAGCAAGGAAAGCGACCGUGAUACUCCAGAGAAGCCUCCUGCUGAUUUCACUACAAACGAACAAAGAGAGGAGAAAUUAAGCAGCUGGAAAAUAAAGGCGACGGCGAAAUUCGAACCGCUUACCUUCGCUCAGCCGCGGCUAGGGUUUGUGCUGCGACGGGAGGAGGCGGCAGGAAUAUUUUGCUCCAAGGAUUCAGCGGCGGCCGAGAGACAUGAAGGACGUCGGAGUCGGCCGGUGGUUGUUCGGAGCUCGGCAGUGGUCCUUCAGCCACCGGUGGCCAGCGAGUUCUCCAGUGCGGAGAGGUUGAAGUCGUUUGAUGAGAGCUCAGGGCCGCCGCCGGCGGUGAACGGUGCGCCGUUGGGGGAGGGUGAACGGAGCAUUGUUGGCGUGGUGAAUGGGUUAAAAACUUAA
This is a messenger RNA of Striga asiatica, 705 nucleotides long. NCBI's taxonomy places the organism in Eukaryota, Viridiplantae, Streptophyta, Magnoliopsida, Lamiales, Orobanchaceae. The record is from the annotation of a GenBank genome assembly.